Molecule: messenger RNA, 8706 nt
Organism: Acipenser ruthenus (sterlet)
Lineage: Eukaryota; Metazoa; Chordata; Actinopteri; Acipenseriformes; Acipenseridae
Product: kelch repeat and BTB domain-containing protein 3-like
Exons: 3
Coding region: 359-2191 (610 amino acids)
Molecular function (GO): protein binding
Source: RefSeq, a predicted model, not a curated record
UUAUUUACUAGACUGCAAUGCAGUACAAACCUGUCUCUAAUCCCUGACCGAGCAGUGUUGCUAUGUGGGUGGAUGCAGCUGAACAUCGCCCACGACUUCUGCCUCUGGAAAACAUUCAUUUAGUAGUGCACAGACAUGCUAUACAACAGCAUUGCAGCGUCCUGUCCAGUCAGGGUAGUCAACAGUUAAAUACGUUUGAAGACACCAGGAGACAGUGCAAGAAGUGCCAGGGAACGUACCACUGCACUGACAUCAUUUCCUCCAGUAACUUGCAGCUUCAAUAUGGACCUCGCUCUUCCGGUAUUUUUUUAAAAACUACGCUGGCCGAGGUGCUGAAAGCUGAGUCUAUUACAGGUUAAUGGCAGACAUGGAAAACAUGUGUGAUCCAAUCAGAAGGGCUGUUUGCAAUGGAGUGGCUGAGAAUAACACCGUUGUUUUGGUUGUUGAGGAUCAUGGUCGUCAGAUUCUGAAUAUCCUUCAAAAUUUCAGAGAAGAGAAUCUCUUUUUUGAUUUCAGAAUACUUGUAAAGGAUGAAACCAUCCUGUGCCACCGAUGUGUCUUGGCAGCCUGCAGUGAUUUCUUCAGGGCCAUGUUUGCAGUGAACAUGAGAGAACGAGAUGCUGGGAGUGUGACGAUGAACAACUUGUCCCCGAAAGCCGUAAGGGCCUUUCUGGAUUUUGCGUACACAGGGAAAACAGAGAUCACAGAAGAAAAUGUUGAGAUGUUCUUCCAGCUGUCCUCCUUUCUGCAGGUUGCCAUCCUUUCUAAAGCAUGCAGUGGUUUUCUUAUCAAAACUAUUGACCUCACAAACUGCCUGCAGCUGCUCUCCCUAUCAGAGGGCUAUGGCUCUACCAGUUUGUAUGAUCAUGCCCUGGAUUUUGUGGUGCAGCACUUUCACUCACUAACAAAAUCGUCCGAUUUCCUGGAGAUGAAUGUUGAGAUCCUGAAAAAAUGUCUCAAAGCGGACAAACUCAGCGUUCCAGAUGAAGAAACUGUCCUGAAAGUCCUUCUCCAGUGGACAAAGCAUGAUCUGGAGAACCGGCAAAAACUCUUUCCCCACCUGAUCAAACUCAUAAGACUGCAUCAAAUGCCCAAAGAGACUCUAGAGGACUUCUCGCGAUCAGAGAGUCUGCUGGCCAGCAAUAUGGAGUGCACUGAGACCAUUAGAGAGGUAACCCAAAGCCUUCAGGAGCUCAGCGGAAUUUUUAAUGACGCCCGGCCCUCUACAACUGACAAGUAUAUUUAUGUCCACAAGACCGAAGAGAAUGGAAAAAUUCAGCACACCUUCUGCUACAAUAUUGAAACCGACCACUGGAAAGAGCUACCUAAGACCCAUAUUGUCGAUCUCUCUGGUUCCAGUUUUGCCAGCUUUGGUGAAAAGCUGUUUGUGACCGGUGGUUGCAAAGGGAAUUGCUGCAGGGCUGUGCGGGUGCAUAUUGCUGAAUCUUUCCACGAUGCCACAGAUGAGACCUGGUGCUACUGCCCAGUCCAGAAUGACUUAUUUCUGGUCCCCCCGAUGAAGAAACCUCGAACAAUGCACACAUCUGUCACAGCUUUAAAUAACAUCUACGUCAUCGGUGGAAAGACUCGAGGACCACGGAACACCAAAAGCUUGUUAGACGUGGAGGUUUAUAACCCUCUCAGUAAAGAAUGGAAAUCAGUGGGUCCUCUGCCGAGAGGUAUUUACUAUCCAGAAGCUUGCGCCUGCGAGAGUGUCAUCUAUGUUCUGGGUUCUGAACUGGAAACAUCUGAUAUCUUCAACCCAUCGCUGGACUGUUUCUUCAGGUACAAUGCCAGUACAGACCAGUGGUCUGAGCUGGUUGCCGAAUUUGGGCAGUUCUUUCAUGCCACCUUAGUCAAAGCCGUGCCCGUAAACAACACCUUGUACAUAUGUGACUUGUCCACUUACAAAGUGUACAGCUUCUGCCCGGAAACAUGCGUGUGGAAGGGGGAAGGAUCUUUUGAAUGUGCCGGCUUCAAUGCAGGAGCCAUUGGAAUUGCAGACAAAAUCUACAUACUAGGAGGGGACUAUGCACCAGAUGAAAUAACAGAUGAAGUACAAGUGUAUCACAGCAACCGGUCGGAAUGGGAGGAAGUCUCACCAAUGCCAAGAGCUUUAACAGAGUUUCAUUGUCACGUGAUGCAGUUUAACAGGUAUCGAGACCCAUGGAAAUCAAAUCCAGAAAUGUAAAAAAAAUAUAUAUUUAUAUAUAUAUACAGUAUAUAUAUAUACAGUUGUAGUCAAAAUUUUACAUACCCCAAUGGAAAUUUAGAAUUUCUAUACGAUUAGGAUAUUUGUCAAUGAGCUUUGGCAUGAUUCUUUAUUGAUUUUUGACCAUUCUUCAAUGCAAAAUUGUUCCAGUUAAUUAAACUUCCGAAGACUAGUGCACAGCCUUCUUCAACUCAUACCAAAGAUUCUCAAUCAGAUUUAGAUUGAAACUUUGACUAGGCCAUUCCAGAACCUUGAUUUUAUUCUUCUUUAACCAUUCUGAAGUAGAUUUUAAUGUGUGCUUUGAAUCGUUGUUGUGUUGGAACGUCCAGUUGCGCUUCAAACCAAGUUUUGUAGCCGAGGGUUUCAGAUGUUUGGCUAAUAUCUUUUGGUUUGCUAUGGAUUAAAUUUUACCAUGUAUUGGAACUAUAUUGGAACUAAAUUUCCUGUGCCAUUAGAGGAAAAACAGCCCCAUAGAAGGAUAUUACCACCUUCAUGCUUGACAGUAGUUAUGGUGUUCUUUUCUUUGUACGCCUCACCAGACUUUCUCCAAACGCAGCGACUAUCAGCGUGACCAAAUAGCUUGAUUUUUGUUUCGUCACUCCACCAAUCCUUUGACCAGAACUCAUGUCCAUCAUUCAAAUGCAAUUUUAAAAACUUUAAGCAAUUGUCCUUAUGACGUUUUCCUAACAAGGCAUUACAGGUUAUGCCAGCUCUGUUUACGGAGCGAUUGAGACCAGCACGCAGGCUGCAUUCAUUUUAAUUAAUUACAAUAAAUGGGAACAUUGAAAACCUCCAGUUUUAUUAUUAUUAUUAUUAUUAGUUUAUUUAGCAGACGCCUUUAUCCAAAGCGACUUACAGAGACUAGGGUGUGUGAACUAUGCAUCAGCUGCAGAGUCACUUACAACUACGUCUCACCCGAAAGACGGCGCACAAGAAGGUUAAGUGACUUGCUCAGGGUCACACAAUGAGUCAGUGACUGAGGUGGGAUUUGAACUGGGGACCUUCUGGUUACAAGUCCUUUUCUUUAACCACUGGACCACACAGCCUCCUCAACACAUAAUAGAACCUUGUUUGAGGGACUAUUUCUCCAAUUUUCUCCAAUUUUGCAUUGAAGAAUGGUAAAAAAAAAUCACUGAAGAAUCGUGCCAAAAGCUCAUUGACAAAUAUCCUAAUCAUUUUUAAAAAGUUAUUAUUGCUAAAGGUGCCUCAGCCAACUAUUAAUUUCAUUUUCCUUGUCAGAGUAUGAAUACUUUUGAAUGAGCAUUUUUGGAGUUUUGCAAAAAUCUAUUUCUUGUAAUUUGUUUUCCUCAUCCACAAAAGCAAAAGUUUUGCUACAAAAGAUUUUUCCUAAAAUUCUUUGUUUUUGAGAAAUUUCGAGAAAUUAUAAAUUUCCAUUGGGGUAUGUAAACCUUUGAUUACAACUGUAACUGUAAAUCUAUUUGUAAAUAUACUUCAAUGGAAUGAUUCCAUGCAUUCUAAAUAUGGUUGAACUAAAGGGAUAUAAUCCCUGAUAUAUGCCCUUAGAAUCUUUGUAACCGCAUCACAAGAACAAAUCAAACAAGAUCACUUCAUCAGCUAUUAACAAAAUGUCGUUUAAAGUAAAUUUCACCCUUUUUAAUUAUUAUUAUUAUUUAUUAUUAUUUAUUUCUUAGCAGACGCCCUUAUCCAGGGCGACUUACAAUCGUAAGCAAAUACAUUUCAAGUGUUACAGUACAAGUAAUACAAUAAGAGCAAGAUAAAUACAAUGACUUUGGUUCAAGCAAGUACAAGUGUGACAAAAUACAAUUCAAUACUACAGCAGAUAACAGUGACAGUGAUAAUUACAUCAAGAUAUGAUUAACUACAAAAUACUACAGAUUAAACACUUGGCAGAUUACAGUACUCUGAAGUACAGGAUUAAAUGCAGAUAAGAGCAAAUAAAGCACAAUUAAGGAAGGGUGAUAGUGUCCCAGGGUAAAAACAGAGGAGUACCACAGGUGCUGUCUGAAGAGGUGAGUCUUAAGGAGGCGCCGGAAUGUGGUCAGGGACUGGGUGGUCCUGACAUCUGUAGGUAGGUCAUUCCACCACUGCGGAGCGAGGGUGGAGAAGGAGCGGGCUCUGGAGGCAGGGGAGCGUAUAGGAGGUAGAGCCAGUCUUCUAGUGCAGGCAGAGUGGAGUGGUCAAGUGGGGGUGUAGGGAGAUUUGAGGGUCUGGAGGUAGCUGGGUGCAGUCUGGUCAAGGCAUCUGUAGGCUAGUACAAGAGUCUUGAACUGGAUGCGAGCGGUGAUCGGGAGCCAGUGGAGCGAGCGGAGUAGUGGAGUAGCGUGGGCGAAGCGAGGCAGAGAGAACACCAGGCGAGCAGCAGAGUUCUGGAUGAGCUGGAGCGGACGGGUGGCGGACGCAGGGAGGCCAGCCAGGAGGGAGUUGCAGUAGUCUAGGCAGGAAAGUACCAAGGCCUGGACCAGGAGCUGGGUGGCAUAGUUGGUGAGGAAGGGUCGGAUUCUUCGGAUGUUGCUCAGGAAGAAUCGGCAAGUGCGUGCCAGAGUGGAGAUGUGCUGGGAAUAAGAGAGGCAGGGGUCCAGGGUGACUCCGAGGUUCUUAGCGGAGGAAGAGGGAGAGAGUGUGGUAGAUUCCAGAGGAACAGAAAUAGAGAGAUCAGAGGAGGGGGAGGAGGGGGGAAAGAAAAGGAGGUCAGAUUUACAGAGAUUGAGUUUGAGGUGAUGCGAGUGCAUCCAGGAGGAAAUAGCAGACAGACAGGUAGAGAUACGGGAGGAGAUGGUGGAGUCAGAAGUGGGGAAGGAGAGGAAAAUCUGAGCAUCAUUAGCAUAGAAAUGGUAUGAGAAACCAUAGGAUGCGAUGAGGGGGCCCAGGGAGCGGGUGUAGAGAGAGAACAGGAGAGGACCCAAGACUGACCCAAUAAGAUGUCAACUGAGGAAUGGCUAAAUCAAAACAUCCUGGAAAAUACGAGCACCUCUGUGAUGUCUACAGUUGCUAUAAGUAGUACAGAGAGAAGUACUGUCAGACAAACUGAAAAACCUUUUCAAUAAUAGCAUUUUUAAUAACUGCUUGAUAUCUGGAAAUACUCAAAUCAAUUACCAAGGAAACGACUAAUUAUUAUUAUUAUUAUUAUUAUUAUUAUUAUUAUUAUUAUUAUUAUUAUUAUUACAAUUGCAUAAUCUUUUUUUCAGAUCUUUGUCCUUAGUUUAUUUCCACGGAAGCAUUUUUAAUAACUGCACACUAAUAAUAAUAAUAAUACUACUACUACUACUACUACUACUACUACUACUACUACUACUAAUAAUAAUAAUAAUAAUAAUAAUAAUAAUAAUAAUAAUAAUAAUCUUUUUUCACAAUCUUUUGUUCUCUGUUUAUUCAAAUAAAAGUAUACAGUUUUAAAAACGCUGUUUUGUACACUCAUUUUAUAGAGAAGAUCGUUAUGGAGGACUAUAUUUAUAGAACGUUCAUUUAAGAGUGCUUAUGUGGAAGGAUACGUAAAAAAAAAGAAGGAAAACCUACAUAAAUUCAGUUAAAAUCAAUAAAAAUGAUAGUUAAUUGUGCUGAAACAUUGAAGUAUAUAAGCAAUAAGACCCUCCACAUCGGGCAUUACCGGGCAUUAGACGACCGUUUGGUUGUAAUAGUGCCCUCGACUUCUCGUAUAAUGCCUGGUACUGACCUAUGUGUUGGGUCUUAUUGCUUACUUAUAAUGUUCUGUUUUAAAAUCACAACACAGUGUUUUGCACAAAUCCUAAACUUGAGUCUAUUGUGGAGAUAAUGUAACUUUAAUCACUGUUGCAUCUGUGCUGGACAAAGCUUUAAUUAUUUAUUUCAUGUUAUUGCAUUUUUUGCAUAUAUUGAACGCAGCUAUAUUGAAAUAAUAGACACUUUCCAGUAACAGCUGAAUAUGUAUUUGAUGUUGGCUAACAGGAUGUAAUAAUAAGUUAGCCAGUUUACUGGCGCAGAUAUAGUUCAAUGCUGCAGGGAUUCACAUCAGUAACACUGCACAUACUUUACAAUCUCCGAGCCAUGCUUUUGAUUCUGUUAACAUUCCAGAUGCCUACAAGCUUACCACAAGCUAAAGAAGUUAAUGAGUAAGCAGCUUCAGGUUUCAUGUUCUUAAGUUUGAGUUUUACUCUCCUGUUACCCUUUUAUGAUGUUUGCAAUCAGUCUGAGUGGUUCUCAAUGCCUUUACUCAAAUACUGUGUUUGUUUGUUGUAUUCUUUGAAUAGUGAGGUGCAUUUUCACUUCCGUUCGGGACCUGCUCUUCGAUUCUUGUUGCCUGUCACAGAUAUUUGUGAUGGAGGUUAGAUCAGUCAACGUGUAUUUAUAAAAGUAAGAGGCAGCACCAUCUAGUGAGAUAGUGAUUGGCCCCUUUGGAUCAAGUUUCCUCUUGUUUUUCAAGCAGUACACUAGCUGUGCACUAGGUGGUGCUGGCACCAAUAAAAAGACAUUUGGGGUGAUCUAGCAUGCAUUUCAAAUGUUUAUGGUAGGCAACUAACUAUAUAGUAGGGGGAGGACAUUGUAGUCUAUGGGUUUAAGAAAGUUGGUAACAGGACUACAUCCCCCAGAAUGUCAUGGUUUGAAAUUAGAGCUGGGAUAAUUAUCACCUGGCUCUAUAUGAUGAGGAACACCUGCCUGUAAUUUAAGCAGGCAGGUAUUUAAGCAGGUCAAAGUUGUAGGCUGUCUGUCCGCCUCUGGGUGUGAAACCUGUCAACAGACCUGUGACCCUGCAUCCUUAAGUUAGGUUUUGUCUUGCUGGUUUGUGUUUAUGAAUAAAUAUACAGGCACCUGUUUUAACCAUAUCUGUGGUCCAGUGUACUUGUUCUACACUAAAAGACAGUGAAAAAGGUCCUGAAAGUAGCAAAGCAAUCCCUAUCUAUCUAUCUAUCUAUCUAUCUAUCUAUCUAUCUAUCUAUCUAUCUAUCUAUCUAUCUAUCUGUAUUCAGAAAAACACAAUAUUUUAGUAAUUGCAAUAUAACUAUUUAGGAUGUUUACAAACAUCACACAAUGGUUAUGGGGCUGUAAAAAUAAAUAAGGAAAUGUAACCUAUUAUGUUAUGUAACCUAGUGUGUUUUACUGUGGCAUUAGACCUUCCAAAAAGACCUCAGAAACAGCUAGAAGAAGAUCCAAGCAUGUCCUUCAUUGUUGAAUUGAACAGCCCCGCUCCUUAUUCCAGCCUGGUCUUCAAUUGUUAAUUGAACCUGGCUGUUCAGUUCAUUGAGACCUUGUUGGAACCAGGUCCCGGAUUGGAAUGGAGUAUCAGUGCACUCAAAUAUUAACACUAACUGCUUUUUUUCGACAACACUGUGACACCCUGCUGGCCUGGCACUCCAUCAUGCCAUAUAAGAUGCCAAAGGAGGCCCACAAUGCACUGACAUAGUACGGUGCGGCAUGUAGUUAAAAUAGUGUUGAUCAAACAAUGUGGCAUGGUUUUUAAAGGGUGAAAAUACCUGGCCAGCACAAUGUCACAAUGACUACGAUUAGUAAAUGUAACCAAUGUUUUGAUUAGAGCUGAUCUUGGACUUCCAAGUUUCAUUACUGUAGUAAAGGCUACACUAAAAAAGAUCAAUGCAAAAAAAUAAAUGACCUAAACAUGGGCAAAAUUGCACAAGGAUUCAUUACAUUACAAAUAUAACCUAUGGUAGAUCCAUUAAUUUAAGUAAUGUUGUUGAAGCUGACACCCUGGGAUCCUUCAAGAAGCUGCUUGAUGAGAUUCUGGGAUCAAUAAGCUACUAACAACCAAACGAGAAAGAUGGGCUGAAUGGCCUCCUCUCGUUUGUAAACUUUCUUAUGUUCUUAUGUUCUUAUAAACUUUUCAUCAUGAAUUUUCAACAUGAACCAGGUUGGGAACCCCCCAUCCUAUAUUAAUUAAAAAAAAAAAAAACUUAAAAUGUAAGAGAAGACUGUAUAACAAAACAUGCAUUUGAUAAACCAUUUAAACAGCUUAUCAUAAACAUUUGGAUAGUGCUGUAUCAAUAUUUAAAAAAAAAAAAACCAAAACAGAACACGGAAAGCAUUUAUUUUUACAUUGAAAUACUGUGCAGCAGAUAUGCAGUGGUUAAAUGAAACCUUGUAACAUUUAAAUGCUGUGCAAUGCUUUUACUGACAGUAUUAUGUUUCAGCGAUCUACUUGCAACGUUUGCAAUAAGAUAUAUUCCUUGCAUAGUACAGAAACUGUGAACAUUUUAGCUGAGCAGAUUACAAUUUCUACACAGUAGUAAUAGAGAUAGAAAGAGGUAAAGGUUACACAGAACAUGAUAGUUUUGUUCUUAGCUGCAUACAUUGUUGUAAAAAGGGCCAAUCUUUGGUGGUCUUUAUCAGGUUCUGGCUCCUUUUUUUUUAUCAAUGUACAGACAUGCCUACUGGUGCCGGCAAAGCUUAUGCCCCAUGUAGAAGAGGCAACCUACAGUAUGCACACAUGCAUAUUUCUCAUUAAAUUGCUCUCACAUACUGUAUCAAGAUCAAUACAAGACAUGCUUCUUUAGAAGGAAUCCAGGUAGCAUUGGGCAGAGUCUUAC